AUGCAUGAAGGUAAGAAGAUUUGUAUUUCUGAUAAAGACCCAACAACAAUGAUAGAAACAGAUUUGAAGAGGAAAAAUGCGAAAGAUAAAAAUGAAACAAAAACACCAAAGAAAAGAAAGCAUCAAAGCAAAAAAAGUCCAUCAAAAAGGAAAACUCCCGAAAAACAACUACAUGAUUCAGAAACGGAUUUUAAAAGUAGGCGUCCAUUAAAGAAGGCAAAAAAGGAGUCACCAAUCAAGAAAGAGAAAAAAACAGUGGUAAAGGAAUUUUACUCGAUGAAAAACAGAUGUUCACCAGAGUCAUUACUAUCUAUAAUCCUUUGGUUGAGCAAAAAACAAAAAGAAUGUGUAAGAUCUAUGUGUUUUGGAAGUUUGUUAAAAAUGAAAAUCACAGAUAUACCACUGAAGCUGAGAUUUUAUAUUCUUCAAAAAUUUGAUUAUGAGAGAAUGGAGAUAGAUGUUAAAGGAAAGGAACUGAAAGUAACAACACAGUCUGUUCAUGACAUGUUGGGCAUUCCAAAAGGUGGAACCAUACUUACGCAACUGGAUCAAUGGCCUAAAGAUGAUACAAAGAAGAUUAGAUAUCGAGAGACAUUUGAACAAGAAAAAGCUAGAUUUGGACUUGAAGAAUUAAAUGAAGAAUUUGUUAAUGAACAAGAUGAAGGAGAUAUAGAUCUCGAAGACAAUGAUUCUGAUAAAGAUGAAGAUCAUUCUGUUGAGGGAAAUGGUGAACAAGACAAUGAUAAUGAUGAAAGUCAACCAGAAGUAGAUUAUUUGCUUGAUUCAAAUGAAGUAGAGAAUGAAGGAAUAAAAAAUGAUGGAGAUAAGAAUCAAAAAGAAGGUGAAACUGAAGUAAAAGAGAAAGAUGGAAAGAACAAUUAA
Messenger RNA from Lactuca sativa (garden lettuce), 882 nucleotides. The record is from RefSeq and is a predicted model, not a curated record. Lineage: Eukaryota; Viridiplantae; Streptophyta; Magnoliopsida; Asterales; Asteraceae.